Molecule: messenger RNA, 1567 nt
Organism: Malaclemys terrapin pileata
Lineage: Eukaryota; Metazoa; Chordata; Testudines; Emydidae
Gene: MRPL37
Product: mitochondrial ribosomal protein L37
Exons: 7
Coding region: 95-1435 (446 amino acids)
Biological process (GO): translation
Cellular component (GO): ribosome; mitochondrion
Molecular function (GO): structural constituent of ribosome
Source: RefSeq, a predicted model, not a curated record
CCGGCAUGCCCCGCGCUAGGGAAAAUGGCGGCCCCCAGUCGGUGACUCUUCCGGGUGGCUGGGCGAGGGCUGGCGUCCCUGACGGGAGCCGACCAUGGCGGGGUUAUGGUGGCCUACGAGGCCGGCGGCCGGGGCGCUGAGGGCGUGGGGCCCGCGUGGGCCGCACCGCGGCAAGACUGUGCAGGUCCCCCGCAAGCCGCUGCCCCGCACGCCCUGGACCACCCGCGGGCCGCCCCCGGGGGCCCCCCUGCCCCGCAGCUGGCAGGACAAGCGGCCGGUGCAGGAGCAGAUCCCCGGGCUGGAGCAGGUCACCUACGCGGACAAGCAGUACUUCGUGCCCUGGCUGGCCCGGCCCCGCCACCCGCACUGGGAGCGUGGCUGGCACGACCCCCGCCACUCCCCGGGGCCGCGCUACGAGGAGAUGCCCCUCUACAAGGAGCGCGUCUGCUACGUGUGCCACCAGCGAGCCAAGAUGCUGGAAGGAGUAAGGCAAGCGCUCUGGCUAACAAAGACAAAAUUAAUGGAAGGCUUACCUCCAAAAGUACUUAGUAUUAUUGAUGAACCAGCCAACCAACUAGAGAAUCAGGAUGAGAAAGUACAAAAUGCAAUUUCUCAUGCACGUGUCUGGAAUACCACUGAACUUAUUCCCAAGAGAGAGAGUUAUUGCCCUGUACUCUUGGAAGACUUGUUACAUUUGUGUAGGACAAUGGCUAGCAAGUAUCCUUCCCUCUCUAAAAGAAUGUUGGCUAGAGACUACAAAGUGGCGGCUACAUGGGAGAGAGAAUCAUCUAUUCUUCAGGUUCGUGGCUUGAAUGGAAUACUUCUGAAUGCCAUUAAUCCAUUAUUGCCAGUAGCCUCCAAGGAUGAGAUUCUGGCUACUGAAAACCACAUUCUAGAGACCUUCCAUCCCAUCUCUCCUACAAUUGAUCUUCAGGAAGUUAAUGUAUAUGAAGAACGAAAUGAUACAGGUUUUAGAGAGGGUUAUCCCUACCCUCAUCCUCACACUCUGUACUUUGUGGAAUCAGCCAACAUUCGUCCAGCUCGAUUUAAACCAGAACAACUCCGGGCUAAAAUGCUCAUGUUUGCUUUUGGCAAUGCACUGGCAAAGGCGAAGAUGCUAUAUGGGGAUGAUCCCAAAGUUUUAGAGCACCCGGUGGUAGUACAAAGCAUUGGUACAGAGGGUCGUAUUUUCCAGUUCAUGGUGUUCCAGUUAAAUACAACAGACUUGGCUUCUAAUGAUGGUGUUAAAAACCUCGUCUGGAUUGAUUCUGAUCAGUAUAUGUAUGACUACAUCCGGUAUCUUCCAGGAAUCAGGAAGAAAGUUGUCAAGUUUCCUCCUGGAAUAUAUGGCUAUCUACCUGACACAUUCAAGAAGUUUCUGGCACUGUAUUUGCAUGGAGCUGUGCAAGAUUCUACUCAAACCAAAAUCCUUUAAGUUUACUUCCUGCUAUUUUCAUCAGAAGAUCGUACAGCUAAGCAAAUGUGAUCGUAUACUACUCUUAAAUGGAGUAAUUUAAGGGUUUAAAACCUAACAAUUUUUGAAAAUAAAAGACUUUUUUUUAGUGUG